UCUGGAGGAAGCCGGAGCAACUCUGCGAAAAAAGUUCCUUAAGGGGUUUCUCCCCCCAUUCCCUCCUUUUUAAAGAAUAACUCAGAACCUCAGCUGGAUAGACAGGGUGCUCCUGAACGCUACAGAAGAGACAAGAAACCACAUGCUGAAUGAGAGAGACCUCUCCUUGGCACCGAGCACAGGAAGAUUUUUGGAAUUGUUUCUGGGGAACUGUGCAUUUUGGAAUUGGAUUGAUUCUUGCCACAUUCCUCAGCUUCUCUAGUCAUGGUAAAGCAUUUGUCGAUUCUUGAAAGUUGUUGAAUUUUGAAAACACCCAUCCAUGCCUCCAGACAACCAACGGGACCGGGAGUACUUCCGAAAUGAAUUUUCUGAACCUCUGUGAAGAUGCCCUUUUCACAAGGAAGUGAAAAUUAACAUUUUUAAACAAACAAACAAACAAACUUGGGUUUCAGUAACCCACCUCCCCGGAAUCUGGCUUGACUCACUUUUUCUUUUUUCAAAUCUUUGGGAAGACCACCAUGAGGAAGCUGCUGUCUUUCUUCUGUUGGUAUUCGUGGAUGCUUUUUUUGUUCUUGGAAGAGCAGGUAUCUGGAAAUUAUCCUCCAGCACAGGGACAUCCAGGGUUCGAGGUGUUAGCAUCCGCUUCUCAUUAUUGGCCACUGGACACCGUGGAUGGAAUUCAUGAAUUUCAGGAUACAACAAGAGACAUCGUAGAAGGAAAAGUCAAUAAAGGCAUUUACCUCCGAGAGAAGAGAGGAGUGACGUUACUGUAUUACAAAGCCUCUUGCAUUAGCAACCCAACGCGGUGCGAUCCUGAAGGAGUCACGUUUUCAUUUUUCUGGAAGAUCCAGGGAGAGCAGCCCAGGACAGCCCUCCCAGGCUAUGGAGGGCAGGUUAUUUCCAGUGGAUUCAAGGUCUGCUCCAGUGAAGGAAGAGGCUCUGUGGAAUUUUACACCCGUGAGAAUUCCAUGAAGUGGGAGGCCAGCUUCAGUCCACCAGGUCCCUAUUGGACUCAUGUCUUAUUCACAUGGAAAUCCAAGGAGGGCCUGAAAGUCUAUGUCAACGGGACCCUGAACACCACAGACCCAAGUGGGAAAGUAUCUCAUACCUAUGGGGAGCCUAAUGUCAACCUGGUGAUUGGCUCUGACAGAGACCGGCCUAAGAACUAUGAGAAUGGUGCUUUUGAUGAGUUCAUUAUCUGGGAGCGAGCCCUGACACCCAGCGAAAUCAGGAUGUAUUUUACAGCUGCCAUCGGAAAGCAAGUAUUUCUUUCUACCACGCCUCCUACUGCUGCAACCAACAUGAAGGUCUCCACUGAUGUCUAUUGUCCCAUUAUAACCAACCUGAAUGAGCAAAGAAGCAAUUUUGAACACGAAGGGAUCAUGCUGAGCUACCUUCAGAACAUGUCAGUUAGCUUACCCAAUGAAUCUCUGUCGAAGGACACUGCCUUCAAUUUCACUGAGGCUUUCCUAGAAACCGUGGGAGAGAUGCUUCAUUUCCCAAGUUGGACAGACAUACAUGAGACACCUUCUAUUGGGGUGGGUUUGAUUGACACUGUGGACAAAGUUCUGUGGCACAUCGCUCACAAUCUGCAGACGUACAGAAUGGCUGUUACCAUCCAGGGCUCAUCAAAAGUAGCAGAGUAUUCGUUGGCCAAAGUGCCCCCAGAGACGAUGACAUCCCAUCACUACCGCUUUCCCACCCAGGGACAGAGCUACAUUGAAAUUCCUCGGGAGGCCUUCCAUAGCAAAGCUUGGACGACCAUUGUUGGCCUCCUCUACCACACAAUGCACCUUUGUUUCAGCAACAUCCAGCCUGCUGACACGAAGAUUACUGAGGCAGCCAACUACAAAAAGCACUUGAUACUAGCUACCAGUUACCUUAUUUCUCUGAAGGUAGAACCACCACCGGUGCUGUCCCAGAACUUGUCAGGAUCACCUCUGAUCACCAUCCGGCUCACACACACCCUGAGUCGGGAGCUAUACAAUGAUGUAACAAAUAAAAGCCACCAGAUUUUCCUUUACUGUGCAUUUUUGGACUUCAGCUCUGGAGAAGGCAUCUGGUCAAACGAAGGCUGUGUCCUCACAGAAGGAAACCUCAACUACUCCAUCUGCCGCUGUAAUCACCUCACCAACUUUGCUAUUCUGAUGCAAGUGGUACCUCUGGAGCUGACCAAAGGACACCAGGUGGCGCUCUCAUCCAUCAGUUAUGUUGGCUGCUCCCUCUCCAUCUUCUGCCUGACCAUCACCCUGGUCACGUUCGCUAUGCUGUCCUCAGUCAGUACCAUCCGAAACCAGCGCUACCAUAUCCAUGCCAACUUGUCCUUUGCCAUUCUGGUGGCCCAGAUCUUACUUCUCAUCAGUUUCCGAUUUGAGCCAGGAACAAUUCCUUGCAAGGUCUUAGCAGUGCUGCUGCACUUCUUCUUCCUGAGUGCCUUUGCUUGGAUGCUGGUGGAAGGCUUGCAUCUUUACAGCAUGGUGAUCAAGGUGUUCGGCUCGGAAGAGAGCAAGCAUCUCUACUACUACAUCAUUGGUUGGGGUUCUCCACUUGCGAUCUGCAUCAUUUCUGUGUCUUCCAGCAUGGACAACUAUGGAGAAAUUCACAAUUGCUGGUUGUCCUUGGGGAAUGGAGCCAUAUGGGCCUUUGUGGCCCCAGCCCUGCUUGUCAUCAUGGUCAACAUUGGCAUUCUCAUCGCUGUGACCAGAGUCAUCUCCAGGAUCAGUGCAGAGAACUACAAGGUCCACGGAGAGGCGAAUGGUUUUAAGCUGACGGCCAAAGCAGUAGCAGUCCUCCUGCCCAUCCUGGGGAGUUCCUGGAUUUUUGGUGUGCUUGCUGUGAAUAACCAUGCCAUCGUGUUCCAGUAUAUGUUUGCAGUGUUUAACUCUUUACAAGGAUUUUUCAUCUUCCUUUUUCACUGUCUCCUGAAUUCUGAGGUGAGAGCUGCCUUUAAGCAUAAAACCAAGGUCUGGUCCCUCACCAGCAGCUCCAUUCGCAACAUCAACGUGAAGCCCUUCAACUCCGACAUUAUGAAUGGAACCCGUCCGGGAACAACUCCCACUAAACUCAACACUUGGGACAAGAGCAGCAAUUCAGCCAACCGGAUCGACUUGUCAGCAGUGUGACCCAGGGUCAGCUUCCCUUCACCCUGAAAAGCCUGCCAUGUCUUUGGGGCUCAGCCCCCAACAGAGCCCCAUCCAAAUAUUCUCAUAGAUAUUGUUAGUAGGAUCCCUUCUCCUCAUCACUGUCUGGGAAAUGGAAACUGGCUGCCUUGCUUGUUGGGUAACUGGCCAUCUUCUUAUGUUCACUCUCUUGUGUUUAAUGGAGCUUACCCCUUGGCCAUCAGCAGAGUAACUCUUGCCCUGGUGUACACUGGAUAGCUUGCUUAGUGAUGAGAAGAUAGAAGGAAAGAAAAAAAGAACACAACGCGCCCCCCACAAUGCUGCUGUCUGAAGCCAGAGCUGAAUGGCUACCAUGAACGCAGGCCUCCCGAAGGCCAUGCUUCAGCUUCAGAAAGAAAAGAAUGAAGAGAAAACACUUCCUGUUGAGCAUCUGAAGUCAAAGUCUUCUUGCUUCUUUCUGCAUUCUCAGUUUGCACCUGAGGAGUUCAAUCAUCCCAGGGAUGAAUGCAAAGAAGACCAAAGGAAAGGAAAUCCAUCUGAAUGCCCCCAGGACUCUGUGCUGAGAAGAGAGAGAGAGAGAGAGAGAGAGAGAGAGAGAGAGAGGGAGGGAGAGAGAGGGAGAGAGAGAGAGCUCUGUUCAGCCUUUCAUACUGUAUUGAAGACUCAAGCACAAGGAAACUAAGACUGUUGUGUUAUCAAGAAAUGCUGGAGUUCACACAAAUGCAUGGAGUAGCUGCCCAUCCUUUGGCAGAUGAUAAAUGUAUAGGAGCUAUGAUCUAUGUAGGAUUUCAUAUGUACAUGCACAAUGUCUACACACUCACACCCAAUGGCAUUUAUGCAAACGUACUCAUAUUAUCCUCAGAUCCAUGCAAAAUUAAAGCUUGCUUCAGAAUUCAGAGGGAUGUUACCAGCUUUGACAACACCCCCUACAUUUUCCCGAUUGCCUUUCCUUCUUAGGACUAUCUGUUGACCCCAAGGUCUGCCUAGAGGUUCUGCCUCAUCAGAACUUUCCAGUUGUAGCUACCUUUAUCCAAGAGAAUAGGGGCUCCUUGAGGGCAGGAAUUGCUUCAUUUUAGUUUUUGUUAUCUAUUCCUCAGUGCCUAAUAUAGUGCCUUGCUCAAAGUAGGGGCUGAAUUAAUGUCUGUUCAUUUGAAUUACCCCAUGGAUCUCAGGGCUUAUGAGUGCCAGGUGUUGUCAGGAUAAUGGCACCCACUUCUAAAAUAACUCAGCAGCAAAUAACAGGGGAGAUAAAAUCACAGCAAAACCCCUGGGUGGUCUCCAUAGCUUGUAUUCAUGGAUGCCUUGGGAGUCUUUUGAAAUUCAUGUCAAUCUCCACCUGUGUUCUAAAGGGAAAGUGCUUGUGAGGCCAAAGAGACAGAAUGGCUUUUAUUUUAGCAUUUUCCAGUGGCUUCUGCUGCCAGCUAUGCCCCUGCCAUGAGGUUUUCCUAAACUUUUCUAACAUUGCUAUUUCUAAAGCGUACUUCCCACCAACCACCACCAGGGGUGUCUCUCACUCAUUUUUAAGAACUUUUGGGUGGGGAUAUAGUAAAUCAUUAUCAUGAGCAGAGCUUUCUAAGUUACCAUUCAG
Trichosurus vulpecula (common brushtail) is the source of this 4707-nucleotide messenger RNA. RefSeq names its product adhesion G protein-coupled receptor D1 (gene ADGRD1). The transcript is spliced from 25 exons. NCBI's taxonomy places the organism in Eukaryota, Metazoa, Chordata, Mammalia, Diprotodontia, Phalangeridae. Gene Ontology annotation, biological process: adenylate cyclase-activating G protein-coupled receptor signaling pathway; cell surface receptor signaling pathway. Gene Ontology annotation, molecular function: G protein-coupled receptor activity. The coding region runs from base 519 to 3122 and encodes 867 amino acids. The record is from RefSeq and is a predicted model, not a curated record. Gene Ontology annotation, cellular component: membrane.